UGUGUGACAGGUUGGAUUCAGAGUUGUUUCAGUUCUGAGCCUGCUGAAAGUUGUCAAAGAAACAAACGGCAGCUCUGCAGUCACUCUGGGACACUGUGGGAUGUGGAAAAAAACAGACUGAAAGAGGCAUAUUCAGAUUCUCUUCUGCUGCUUGCUUGGUGCUGGAGGAGCUGAAUGGGAACAGCCAGCUGCUCAAGAAUAAAAUUGAACAGGACUGCUUAAAAAAAUAAUAAUAUGAGCAGCCUUCAGUUGGAUGAUUUUGUAGCUGGAUGGGUAGGAGGAGCUGGAGCUGUAAUUGUGGGUCAUCCUCUGGACACAGUAAAGGCUCGUUUACAAGCCGGGCAUGGCUAUGGAAGCACAGUUAACUGUGUCCUCACUGUGUACAGAAAUGAAGGAGUUGCUGGGUUCUUUAAGGGAAUGUCUUUCCCAUUAGUUAGCAUUGCUGUAUACAACUCAGUGGUAUUUGGAGUCUUCAGCAAUAUCCAAAGGCUCAUUAGCCAACAUCGCUAUGGGAAUUCUAACCACCCUCCAGCACUCAUAGACUUGGCUUUAGCAAGUAUGGUGGCAGGGACAUUUUCAGUAGGAAUUGGUGGCCCAGUUGACCUGGUAAAGAUAAGGCUACAAAUGCAGACACAACCUCUUGUUGAAGCCAACCUGGACUUGAAGCACAGGGCAACUGGAUUUUCAGUACAGACUGCCUACCGAGGUCCAGUUCACUGUGUCGGCACAAUCCUUCGGCAAGAGGGUUUGGCAGGAUUAUACCGAGGUUCUAGUGCAAUGCUCCUACGGGAUGUCCCCGGGUAUUGCCUCUACUUCAUCCCUUACACUGUUCUUUGUGGAUGGAUCACUCCAGAGGAAUGCCUUUCUCCUAGUCCUUUUUCUGUGUGGCUGGCUGGUGGCAUUGCAGGAGCAAUAUCGUGGGGAACUGCCACUCCUAUGGAUGUUGUGAAGAGUCGCCUUCAAGCAGAUGGCAUUUAUUUAAACAAAUACAGAGGAGUCAUUGACUGUAUUUCCCAGAGUUACCACAAUGAGGGUCUAAAAGUCUUUUUCAGGGGCCUUGCAGUGAAUACAGUGCGAGGAUUCCCAAUGAGUGCUGCCAUGUUUCUUGGAUAUGAACUUUCACUCAGAGCCCUAAGAGAACAAGCAGAGAAAAAUCCUUGAAUUCCAGGAUUUUUCUGCUCCUGACCUUUGCUUUUGCUUCCUGAGCCAAAUCAACAGCGUAGCCUCGAUGAAGGACUUACGUCACAAACAUGGAACCUGCACAGGAGAAUUUCAUCAUGACAGAAAAAUUUCUGUUUGUCAAGAGUAAUUAUUGAUCUGUUCUAUGAACUUGGUUGAAGAGUUUCAAGGAUGCAUCUGCAGAAUUCUGAUCCAAAUCCGCUUUAUCUAAAAUGUUCAUCUUAAAGCCAAAGGCAACUUUAAAAUGGAUAUGGUUACCUGGCAGUGACCAAAACGUUCAUGGUGAAGCUUUCAUGGGAUGUAACCUGUUUUGUCUACGAUAAGCCACUGGUGUCUGGUUUCUAGCACUUAUGUAAGAGGUUAAUUGUGGCUCAUUACCUAGAAGAAGCCAAGAAAAUAGCUUCUGAUGUGCUGAAACUGUCUUUCCAUUCCUUGCCUUCAUAUGACUAGGUACAAAAUCAUUAGAAGACAACAAGAAAUGUAAUAACCUCAUCAAGCACUUAGCUACAACAAAAUUACAGUUUCGAAUUCCCCUUUCUGUGCUGUGCCCUCUGUGAUAUUUUAUUUUUAUGGAGUCUAUUACACUGAAUGAACUAUCAAAUGAAAUGAAAGAAGAAGUGAGUGCCCUUAAGUAAAUCUAAAAGAACCAUUGACUAUCAGCAGUCCAUUUGGCCCGACUGCAAGUCUCCGAGUCUAUCUUCUAGAGUCCUGUUUGGCUCCUGUCAGCAAAUGGCCAGCAGAUGAACAGUGUGUGCAGAAUCUGGGUAGAUCACUACUUUGAGGAUUUAGCCUAGCUGGCAUUUGCAGAAAGCUUGGCAGAAGUAGGUCUGCAAGCCAAGCCAAAGUCUGUUUCUCAUUUGGAGUGCAGCCACUGAAACAUGAGGACAGAGGUGGCAAGUGAAUGCCAAACUGCAUCAGUUUGGUUGUGAACAGUAUCCAAUGAGAAGAGAUUGGAAAGGAUCAAAAUUAGGGUUCAAUCUCAGAGAAGGGAUAGAUAAGUUGGAAGGCAUGGCAAAGGAGCGGAGGAAGAAGAGUGAGAACCCGAAUGACCAGUUUGCUUUACCAAAGUGGAAGAGUAGCCAAUAUUGCCACACACCAUUGAAGACCGAUCAGGCAACAUCUUGCUUCUUCUCAACAAGGAGGAGGAUUUUCUUUGGUACACAAAUGGUGACCAGGGGGCUGCCCUGUGCAAACCCCAUGCUUUCGCUGCUGUGGGGUGGGAGCAGCUAAUCCCCAUGCAGAAAACAGUGCAGGCUUUCCAAAUGCCAUACAGCAUGCUCCCUACCCUCUGCCUGGGCUUCUGGCACCCAAUCGGGUCGCCUUCCACCUGGGAACACCUCCACCUUGACACCAGAGCAAAGUUAGACUGCCGAAGGGCCAUGUUCACCUCGCUCGUGUGUAAAAAGUCUGGGUAGGUCCCUGACUUUUAAAAUGCAGAGCUUCGCAGUAAAGCCUGCGGUGGCGGCUGCAUCGUAUAACAAAUGUAGUGCCACCGUGCAGCCAUUGUGGGGCUUUUUAAACAUAUAGACAGCCUGCAGGGAAAACGCUUUGGAUAAAAUAACCAUCUAAAAGAUAUAGGGUAUUAUUAUUAGCAUUUCAACACCACUGCACCACAAAUAUAUUGUAUGGGAUGGCUAGGACUUUCGUUCAGUUCACAUUUUGAUGCAAACAUACCUAAUUUGACUCCCCAAACUUAUACACAAAGCAAAGGGCAGUUGCAACCCAAAAUUCAUUUCCAAAUGUUGCAAUCAAAUCAGUGAAAAAUGCACACAAAGCGUGUAUUAAGAAAAAGUUGCUUCAAAACUGGACAUAUUCAAGAAAAUGAGCAUAAAAUCAUUACGUACUAUGGGAGGGGCAUACAUACAUUUUUAAAGCUGUGUACAAAAAUGUAUAUAUUGGGAGAAAUUUGCAUGAAAACGUAUAUGCAUUUUCACACUGACAUUUUAAAACAAAAUUUGCAAAUUGACAAGGAAAUGGCAUGAAAUGAACUUCAUGGUGGAAACCCAAUAAACUGAACGAAAAAGAA
Elgaria multicarinata webbii is the source of this 3205-nucleotide messenger RNA. RefSeq names its product solute carrier family 25 member 48 (gene SLC25A48). Gene Ontology annotation, biological process: transmembrane transport. Gene Ontology annotation, molecular function: transmembrane transporter activity. The transcript has 8 exons. Bases 235 to 1161 code for a protein of 308 amino acids. Gene Ontology annotation, cellular component: mitochondrion. NCBI's taxonomy places the organism in Eukaryota, Metazoa, Chordata, Lepidosauria, Squamata, Anguidae. The record is from RefSeq and is a predicted model, not a curated record.